This is a messenger RNA of Penicillium oxalicum, 570 nucleotides long. It is a transcript of the gene sar1, whose product is annotated as Arf family GTPase SAR1. Bases 1 to 570 code for a protein of 189 amino acids. NCBI's taxonomy places the organism in Eukaryota, Fungi, Ascomycota, Eurotiomycetes, Eurotiales, Aspergillaceae. Gene Ontology annotation, cellular component: COPII vesicle coat; endoplasmic reticulum exit site. The transcript has 5 exons. Gene Ontology annotation, molecular function: GTPase activity; GTP binding. Gene Ontology annotation, biological process: vesicle organization; endoplasmic reticulum to Golgi vesicle-mediated transport; intracellular protein transport. The record is from RefSeq and is a predicted model, not a curated record.
AUGUGGAUCGUCAACUGGUUCUACGACAUUCUGGCCUCGCUUGGUCUGUUGAACAAGCACGCCAAGCUUCUUUUCCUCGGUCUCGACAAUGCUGGCAAGACCACCCUGCUUCACAUGCUGAAGAAUGACCGUGUGGCCGUGCUAUCCCCGACUGCCCACCCCACAUCCGAGGAAUUGGCGAUUGGUAACAACCGCUUCACCACCUUCGAUCUCGGUGGUCACCAGCAGGCUCGCCGUCUGUGGAAGGAUUACUUCCCCGAGGUGAGCGGCAUCGUCUUCCUUGUCGAUGCCAAGGACUAUGAACGUUUCCCUGAGUCCAAGGCCGAACUUGACGCUCUUCUCGCCAUGGAGGACCUCGCCAAGGUUCCCUUCCUCGUCCUCGGAAACAAGAUCGACCACCCCGACGCUGUAUCGGAGGAUGAGCUGCGCCACCAGCUCGGUCUGUACCAGACCACUGGCAAGGGCAAGGUCCCUCUUGAGGGUAUCCGGCCCAUUGAAUUGUUCAUGUGCAGUGUUGUGAUGCGACAGGGAUACGGCGAGGGUAUUCGCUGGCUGUCUCAAUAUGUCUAA